AUGGACGCAGAGCAGCAGGAGCCGCUCGUCUUCCACGAGUCGUCCAUCCCCGUCGAUGGCGCCGCCAAGAAGCGCUCUGGCGGCGGUGGACUGCACUGCUGCGCUGUCACUGCUGUGGUGCUGCUGGCGCUGUUGGGCGGCGCCGUGGUGCUGGGCAUCGGGUACCUGGCGCGCCAGAUUAUCAACGACACAAUGUACCCUACGCGCACACAUGCGCUCGCCUCGCAUCAUGCGCAGCGCUUCAACGCCUCGCAGGUGCAUCCGCUCAUCGAUGCGCGCUCCACGUUCCACAUGCACGCAACCGUGUGGCAGGACGUCACGGACCUUCUCGCGCGCGGUGGAAGCUUGCCCGAGCGCGACACGCCCUGGGAGCUCGUCGAGACCGUCCUGCCCAAACGAAGCGGCUUGCUGGCGCUCGACAACUACACCCGCACCGAAGCGAUCGUUUACGAGGGUCAGAUCGGCGGCGACCUUACGCUUGCCGACGAGGUCCACACGUCGAUCUCGCUGCGAGUGCCGAUCGCGCCGCUGUACACAGCCAACCUCGGCCCUUCGUCGCUGCGCGCUACUUUCAGUCUCUCGGUGCCCGAGCAUGAAGCGUCAGAGCUGGGUGCGUUCCGCAAUGUGUCGUACAUCUUUGGAUCGGGGCUACCGAUGCUGCCUCGCAGGAAGGAUUCGACGCUGCGACCGGCCGAGAGCGACCUCAAUACGGCGCUGGCCGAUGUGGGCGUGAGUGCGCCGCUGCUCGAGCUCGUGCCUUCGCCCUGGUUCCGCGCCAAUGCCAACGGCGACCCAAUGGCUUCUACGAUCAACAUGGACCGCGCCAGCGCCAUGUUCAGUGCGCACCCUGCCCAGCUGCGCUUCCUCAAUCCCGUCAUCUCGGCCGACACCCAGCCAGAGGGCAUGCCGGAGCUGCUGGGCUAUCGUGGAAACAUCGUGGUCCCGCACGUUCGCACGCGCAGCCGCAUUGGCAUCGUCCGCUCCACCGACGUGUUCGAAAACGCCACCUAUCAGGCGCAGCAUUUUGCGGCACAGGUGGAUGCGGCUCAUGCGUGCAGCACACGCGUCGGGGGCGUGUGCGAACGUGCGUACCGCAAACAUCCCUUUGAGACGAUGCUAACGUUCGAACCGGAGGAGGAUAAGGAGGUGCACUACUAUGCGCCUGUGCUCACGCAGAUGCAUCUGCUCGGGUCGGCUCACUCCAAGAGACGCAUUCCCAAGCACUUGCCGCUGCCGGGCGAGCCGCUGGCACAGGCGCUCAGGAGCAAUGCUAGUGCACAGUGCGAGAUCCCGCCCGUCAGCCUGGACGACAAGAGGGAGUACAUGCACUUUGACUGGAGCAUUUACGUGUCUGCCCACCAGGUUGCGCGUGCGUCGCUGGCAGAGUCGGCCUCGACGACGUUUUACCGUGCCAAACCUGCACCGCUUCGUCAGGGAGAGGAGGGCGACAAGGAGAUCGUGGCCAACACCAUUGCUGAUAUGGGAAUGGCCACCUCGAUGGACAGGUUCAUGACGGGAGAUCGCUACCACGCUUCUGAUCGACCGGGUCGACUGGUCGCCAGCAGUCUCGCCACGCUAGUGUGGAACGACAUUGCCGAUCCGAUUCUGUUGUUUGUGUACUGGUACACACGUGCCACGAGUGCCGGGCUGUGGGCAGAAGCCCAAUGGGCACACAUCGCACUUCACAUCGGCGGCUUUUUCCUCUGGCUACUUCGACCCUUGUACGCUGAGGCCGAGUUUUCGCUCGUCGAGCUCUUCUUCCAACUGCUCGGACUUGUCUAUCUCGUGUACCAAGUAUCGACGAUUCUGCAACUUGAACGACCGCCGAAGUUCUCCGCGGCUAAAUGGUGGAAGCGCAAUCCGCUGGCCUUCCGUCGUCGCCGUUUGACGCGCCACGAACGCUCUUCCAUCGCCAUUGCUCGUUCGAUCAACAAGACUCCAUUCUACAUUAUCUUCGGGCUGAUUGUGGUGUUUCAAAUCACCACUGAUGAUCGAGUUCUUCACUGGGCAUCGUCCGAUGAGUGUUUUAUCGAUGAUGCACGGGGGACACAACAGGCCGGCACCUCUUCAACCCUCCAAGCAGCCUUUAUUGGAUUCGCUGCCAUUGGUGCUUCGCUCAAACACUCUGUCGAACUAGCUCAGGCCUGGUUCAACUAUCGCAACAAGACCUACGCCGGAACGUUCAAGAUCACCGCCGUCACACAGCCCGUCGUUGCAGCAACCCUAUUUGCAACCCUCUACGCAGAACGUCUGAGCAAACAUACCUCGAAUUCAUACCCCCUAGGCCCACACGCCAUCCUCGAAGUCGCAGUCCCCGCAAUCCUCGCCGCUCAAGCCGUCGUCUACCCAGGCAUCAAACAGGUCAAAGACAAGGACGAGGACAACGAAUAG
Messenger RNA from Moesziomyces antarcticus, 2391 nucleotides. RefSeq lists its product as uncharacterized. Lineage: Eukaryota; Fungi; Basidiomycota; Ustilaginomycetes; Ustilaginales; Ustilaginaceae. The record is from RefSeq and is a predicted model, not a curated record. The transcript is spliced from 4 exons. The coding region runs from base 1 to 2391 and encodes 796 amino acids.